Molecule: messenger RNA, 2304 nt
Organism: Eurytemora carolleeae
Lineage: Eukaryota; Metazoa; Arthropoda; Copepoda; Calanoida; Temoridae
Exons: 24
Coding region: 225-2225 (666 amino acids)
Biological process (GO): proteolysis
Molecular function (GO): serine-type endopeptidase activity
Source: RefSeq, a predicted model, not a curated record
GAUUAGUUACAAUCGCUAGAAUAGCUAUAUUAGCUGAAGCAGCUAGAUUAGUCAGUACAAUUGUAUGCUUCUUCAUUUCUUGGUUUGUUUUUUUCCAUUGCGGUGUACUAGGAACUUGUUAGCCUGCAACCUGUAUCACUAAAUAAACACUAAAUUAAGAAAAUCUUAUUUCUCAAUAUAAUUCCAGGAAUAUCGAGUGUCAGUGUUGGACUAAGGGUCGAGGCAUGAUCUAUUCAGUCUUUAUAGCUUUAGUCUUAGGAUGCAUAAACGUGAAUGGUGAAGGAGAAAGUGAUCUUGAAGAAUUUAAUCUUCAUUUACAUUUUGACUACAGUGAUCCUGAUGAUCAGAAAAAAACGAUGAUUCCUAAAGAACGAAUAGAUAUAGAACAUCCAGGAGAUCUCAUGAAAAAGAAAGAUCUUAAGAUCAAAGAAAAGGCAAAGAGAGCACUUUUUGAAGAUAGAAGAGAUCAGGAAGAGACUCUGAAUCAAGAAAAUCGAUCUAUUCUGGCAGUAAAAGAAAAAAAUCUUGAAAAAGAAGAUCAUAAAACAAAAGAUCUUGUAAAAGAAAAUCUCAUAGAAGAAGAACUUAAAAAAGAAAAUCUUGAAAAAGAAGAUCAUGAAAAAGAAGAUCAUGAAACAGACGAUCAUGAAACAGAAGAUCUUGUAAAAGAUGAUCAUGUAAAAGAAAAUCUUGAAAAAGAAGAUCAUGAAAAAGAAGAAACAGACGAUCAUGAAACAGAAGAUCUUGUAAAAGAUGAUCAUGUAAAAGAAGAACUUGAAAAAGAAGAUGUUGAAAAAGAAGAUCUUGUAGAAGAAGCUGGAAAUGAUUAUUCUGAGGGUGAUUCAUUUGAAGAAAAUAUUGCUUCAGCAGCUUCACCUACAGUGAAUAAAGGGGAAAAAACUCAGAAAGCUCUGGAAAACGAUUUUUUUGAAAUUUCUAAAAAUUGUUCCAGCUUUUGUGGAGUAAAGAAGGAGUCUGGGCAGAACUAUAUAGUUGGAGGAAUAGAGGAUGUCGAGACUCUAAAUCAACCAUGGAUGGCGAAAAUAAUGAUCAAAAGUGGGUUUAAGAUAGGAUACUGCUCUGGUAGUGUUAUCAAUUCAAGAUUUGUAAUAACUGCAGCACAUUGCUUUUGUUCAUAUGGUUGGUGUCUGACUGAAUCUAAAACUUUUACAACAGAAUCGGAGGGAGUGUUUUUAGAAAAUGUUGGAUCGUAUCAGGAGCUUGACUUAGAACCUGUAGAGUCUGGACAGGAUUAUCAAUAUAGCCCUGAUGAAACACCAGUUCAAACCUACUCCGGGGAAACUAUAUUUAUUCAUCCUAAAAGGGUUGAAUUACAGAAAACAUCUGAUAAAUACAGCGGAGUUUAUGAUUUUGCUCUCAUCAAAAUUAAAACUGUUUUGAUAUUAGAAGAUCUUAUUCAACCCAUCUGCCUUCCCUUUAACACAAUGACGAUUCCACCAACAGAGACAGAUAGUUUUAUUGAUGUUGGAGUAAAAGCCAAAAUUGCCGGUUACGGUCAGUUAGUUCCAUAUAAGGGAGAGAAAUGUUUAACUGACAGUACUGGAAAGAUGAGGUUCCAUAUAUGCAAGGAUGCAGGCCUGUUCAGCCCCUGCAAGAGAGAAGCUCCCCCAACUCCUUACAGCAAGGAGAAACCUGAAGGAUUGCAUGGAUGGUGUAAUGUACAGCUGUACAAGGGGGAGAACGUAUCUGAGAGUGAGAGCUGGGGAUUCUGUUCUGCAUCGUGUAGUAAACGUGAGCUGACCCCCAGCACUUACCACGAGGAGGCAGAUGUUGAUGUUCUAACACCAGAACGAUGUCAGGAAUUGUUACAGGACGAGUUCCAGGCUCCUAGUGCUGAUUUUGAUCCAGAGCUUGAAAUCUGUGCCGGACAACAAACAUUUGGGCGUAGAAAGAAAAGAGCUGCUGAUUUUACAGAUAACAUCAACGAUGGUACCUUUGCUGACGGAGUAAUCAUGCGAGAAACUCCGGAUGGAGAAAUUCACUACAUCAACAUUCAAAAUUCAGAAGCAACUAUAAUGGAGAAGAAAGAUAAUGAAGGGCAAAGGUUGACAAGGGUUUCAAACAUGACUGGAGAAGUUGGAGGAGUUGAUGCCUGUCAGGGAGAUAGUGGAGGACCACUUUGGGUGGAUUGGGAUCACAAAGCAGUGCUGACUGGAGUGGUUUCAAGAGGCCUGGUAUUUACUCCCGUGUUCUACCCAGCCUAGGAUGGAUUUAUAAUAUUACAAAUACAUUUGGAUGCUUUACUAUGUAAUAUCAUUGUAAAUAAAUCUUAUGAAAAUGUGA